AUGGUCACAUUUAAUCGCUUCUCUCCGAAUUGUACUCUCCCCAACGAAACACCCAUUGGCUUUGUCAAUGCACCAAACAUUCGCACAACCAUGCAAAUCGUUUGGAGUUGCUUCAGCGUCAUUCUGCUCUGCACAUGGUCCAUCCUUCAUCUCAAUGUACCGCCAGAGCUCAUGACGAGAGGUUCAUGGCAAUGGAUCUACAGAAAGCUGUUUCUCUUAUUUCGAAAGGUCUACUGGAUGGGCGUGAUGCUCAUUGCCCCAGAGUUUCUCACAACGUUCAUGACAAAGAAAAUGCUUGGGACAAAGGAAAAUGUCAAGGCCUUGGAAGAACUUGCCGAUGAGGAUGAUGUUGAAUGGACUCUAUCUCAUACAAUUCUUGCGGAUAUGGGAGGAAUUGCCAUCUACUUUGGCCCGCUCCCACGCCGUCCAUCAAACGGUCGUUCAAAGCAUAAGCCGGGCUCAGACCCCGAAGCCCUCAAGGCCUUACUCUCAAAAGAAAAGUCUGAGAAAAUGGUAGAAAGCUACGAGUUUAUCAAAUCAUUCAUGAGAAGGCAGAAUCGCUGGCUAGGAGGGUGCGAAAUACCAUGGGAGCCAUACAAGGCACAUUUCGAGCACGCAGAAAACGCCAUAAGAUUGCUACCCAAGGAUUCUCUAGAAUGGAAGACCCAGAACAUUGCCGCAUUGUCUGGAAGCGUAUGGACACUAGAUUCGAAGCAACUGGCCAUUGCAAGAAGCGAAGGCGUUAUCAGCAAACUGCCGAAUAUUCAACUGGCUGACAUUGAAGACAAGAAUAAAUCGGAUCCUUUGGUCAAGUUACUGGCCAUGAUGCAAGUCGUUUGGAUUGUCGUCCAGCUCUGCGCUCGAGUCUACUACGGACUUCCAUUCGCGCCCCUGGAGCUCACCACUGUCGCCUUUUCUGUUACUGCCAUUAUUUUGUAUUCAAGCGAAUGGGAAAAACCCAAGGACGUCAAUACUCCUGUCUAUGUCCCCGCUGCUGAGCAUUGUGUGACAGAAGAGGCCUUUAUAAAAAUCGCCGAAGCUGCUCCCUUCCCAUACAUGCAAUUUCCAUACCUGCAGUAUGGCAAAGUAUCACAUAUUGAUGCGAAAUCGUUUCUUGUUGCGCUGGCUACUGUCGUUUCCUUUGGCGGGAUUCAUCUCUUCGCAUGGAACUUCCACUUCCCGACUCCGGUUGAGGGAUUGCUCUGGAAGAUAUCCGCCAUCAUAACCAUUGCGUGCCCUACGCUAUAUGUGGGCAGUCACUUGCCUUUUAUGGGGAAAACUCCAAAGGAUGUUACGAAACCGACGGCGAGAAAAGUAAAGGCGGUUGUUGCGUUUACUUCUUUCUUCUAUUUUUUCGCUCGGUUGUUCUUGAUUACGGAGAGCAUCAGGUCGCUUUACUAUUUACCUCAGGAGGCCUUUAUUGCCACUUGGACGGCAGAUUUCCCACACAUGACGUGA
Trichoderma virens Gv29-8 is the source of this 1458-nucleotide messenger RNA. RefSeq lists its product as uncharacterized. Lineage: Eukaryota; Fungi; Ascomycota; Sordariomycetes; Hypocreales; Hypocreaceae. The coding region runs from base 1 to 1458 and encodes 485 amino acids. The transcript is spliced from 2 exons. The record is from RefSeq and is a predicted model, not a curated record.